AUGACACAUAAGAAAUCGCUCGAAGCAGCUAUGCAAGAUUUUCGUGGAAAAGAUCAACCGAUGGGAGGCGCUGGUAUACUUCUUGCAGGUGAUUUUCCUCAAACAUUACCCGUUAUAGCUCGAUCAACGGCUACAGAGGUGUUGAACGCGUGCUCAAAAGUAUCGCAUCUGUGGAACUAUGUCGAAAAAAUUACGCUCCCAACAAAUAUGCGAGUGCAUUUGCUGCAAGAUGCAUCUGCCCAAAUAUUUUCAAAGCAACUUUUGGAUAUCGGAAGUUCUAUUGAUCGCACAACAAAUGAGAUAUCAUUUCCGUCCAAAUUUUGUCAAAUGCAACAGAGCAUUCAAGACGUCAUCGACAGAGUAUUUCCGAACUUAGCGAUCAACUACCGAUAUCCGGAAUGGCUCCGCACACGUGCAAUUUUAGCUCCGAAGAACGAUGGUGUUAGUAAAUUAAACGGUCAAAUUCAAUUGAAAAUUCUAGGAGAAGCAGUCGAAUAUAAAUCGAUUGAGGUAGUAGUGGAUAAAGAUCAAGCUGUUAAUUACCCAACUGAAUUUCUUAAUUCUUUGGAGCCACCUGGAAUGCCUCCUCAUUCGUUGGCGUUAAAGGUUGGAUCACAAGUGAUGCUUAUUCGGAACUUGAAUGCGCCAAAACUGUGCAACGGAACCAGUGAUAAAAAAAAAAUAACACCGAAUUUGAUCGAGGCAACAAUCAUCAGCGGUAUAUUCAAAUGGGAAGAUGUGCUGAUUCCACGUAUACCGAUGAUUUCAAACGAUUUACUGUUCGAAUUCAAGCGGCUUCAAUUCCCAUUGGGUCUUGCUUUUGCAAUAACUAUAAAUAAAGCACAAGGGCAAUCAAUAACUAUAGCGGGUUUGGAUUUGAAUGUGCUUUUCACAUGGGAAAUUAUACGUCGCCUGUUCACGA
Molecule: messenger RNA, 922 nt
Organism: Rhagoletis zephyria (snowberry fruit fly)
Lineage: Eukaryota; Metazoa; Arthropoda; Insecta; Diptera; Tephritidae
Biological process (GO): DNA repair; telomere maintenance
Molecular function (GO): DNA helicase activity
Source: RefSeq, a predicted model, not a curated record